GCCCUUGGGAAGAACAAAAAGGCAAAAAUUAAAGAUCCACUAAAAUAUAAAUUGGCUCGUCAACAGAGCAUCUUUGUAGAAGUUGAUGAACGGCUCGAAUUUCCAACAUUUUAUCAAGAAAUGUGGAAACCUUAAACAUGCUCAGCAGCUCCACGCCCAAGCUAUUUUCCAAGCUCUUCACCCCUACCACCAACCUCUUACCUGCCAAAUCCUCAACGCCUAUGCCCGUAUUGGCCGCACCACUGACGCAUACAAGGUAUUCGAUCAAAUUCUCAAACCAGAUAUCGUUUCCCUCACCAGCCUCAUCUCACUCCACUUGCAGUGUAAUCAGCCCCAUAAAGCCGUUUCUGUUUUCUCCAAUAUCAUAUCCUCUGGUAUCCAGCCUGAUGGGUUUGCUGUUGUUGGAGCCCUAUCUGCAUCCACUCGGCUGUGCCAUCUGGAACUCGGCAGGGAGGUCCAUGCUUUGAUUUAUCGGCAUAAAUUGGACUCUGAGAGUGUCGUAAGCAAUGCCCUCAUCGACAUGUAUUCAAAAACCGGGAGGAUUCGUUCAGCUGAGUCUGUCUUUGCUGGUAUGAUUACCAGAGACGCCGUUUCUUGGAGUAGCAUGCUGAAUGGCUACGCCAAAUGCAGUGAUUUGGGCUCCGCAGUUAAGUUAUUUGACGAAAUGCUGAGCAGAGACACAGUCUCUUGGACAGUGAUGAUCACUGCUCAUGUGCAGCAGAAACAACCAAUAACAGCUUUGAAACUCUUCCGGGAGAUGAAUUUGGAGGGUCACCAACCUACAUCAAUCACGAUUGUCGGUGUUUUAUCAGCUUGUGCUGAUGUAGGGGCAUUGGAUCUUGGUCGCACAAUCCAUGGGUAUGUUUUUAAACUGGAUACAAGCUUUGAUGUCACCCUUUAUAAUGCACUUAUAGACAUGUAUUCAAAAAGUGGGAACCUUAAAAUGGCAGAGUAUAUCUUCAAUGGUAUAACUAACAAGGAUGUAUAUACAUGGACCUCUAUGAUUUCUGGGUUCGCAGUUCAUGGUGGUGCAAAACGAGCUAUUGAGGUUUUUUCUGAUAUGUUGAAUUCAGGCAUUAGCCCGAACAAGAUCACAUUUUUAGCCAUUCUUUUAGCUUGCAGUCAUGGUGGAUUGGUUGAUGAGGGAAGAAAAAUGUUUGAUGACAUGAGAACUGUCUAUAACUAUAAGCCUCAAGUUGAGCACUUUGGUUGUAUGAUUGACCUACUAGGUCGAGCUGGACUUCUCAGAGAAGCAGAAUUGUUGAUACAAGAUAUGGGAAUGGAUGUGGAUUGUGUGAUAUGGAGAUCAAUUCUUAGUGCAUCUCUUAUUCAUGGAAAUGUUGAGUUAGCAGAGUUGGCUGGUAAGAAGAUCAGAGAGAGAGAGCCAGAUGAUGAUGGUGUUUAUGUACUUCUAUGGAACAUGUAUGCUUCUUCUAACAGAUGGAAAGAAGCUCUUGAGAUGAGAAGGAAGAUGAAAGAGAUGAAGUUGUUGAAGAGGCCAGGUUGUAGCUGGAUAGAAGUGGAUGGUAUUGUUCGUGAAUUUCUGGUUGAUGACAAGAUGAAUAUCUGUGAAGGAGAAAUUGAUUUGGUUUUGGAAGAGAUGAGCAGGCAUUUGAGAACAUGUUCUAGUGUUUUAUAUUCUGAAGAAGAUGCUUGAAUGUUCUCUUAGGGGAUAAAGAAUGGGCUAGCUCCUCUUUAUUUAUAUAUUUGAGAUAUAGAGGUCAACAACAGAGAAAAGAUUAUGCAUAAUAUGAGGAAAUUGAAGAAGAUUUGAAAGGAGUAACUUACUCUUGGGAGUAUGAAGAAUAUCAUCACCAGUGUGAGUAAUAGGACUAACUUGCCCAUUUCCAACAGGAACUUGAUCACUACCUUGAUAUGAAGUGGAAGAAAGUAGAUGUUGAUGAUAGGUUGUAAGGUGCGCUGUAGCAUCAAAAUUUAAAUACCAGUCAUCAUUGGGUGGAGCUAGAGCAGCAAAGAGAGCUUGAGAAGCCUUGGAAGCAGGCAUCAAGACAGGCUUGUCCUAUGCCAGCAGUGAGAAGCAAGAUGAUCUACUUUGCAGCAGAUUUGACAAACAAUGAUAGAAAACGUAGACUGGUCUCACUUGUUUGAAUUGCCACUUGCUUCAGAUCCGAAAAAAGUGGCAGUACGUCCAAUACCCUUGAAGGAGGUAGAUCCUCAGUUUCAGAAUUUAUGCCGACCUAAUGCGAUAAUUUUCGCUGGCUAAUUGAAUCGGUACAGUGUUCUUGAUAUUUGAUAUCAAGAACUUAGAGUUGUGGGAGAAAUGGCAAGCUCCUUCAUGGCAGCAGCAGUUGUUGUAGGAUUCAUCAAAGAAGUUGCAGAUUGGUCCAUUGAAUAGGAACAGUAGAUCAAUUGGAAUAGAUGAAGCAGAGGAAAAGAAAAGAAAAACUCAAAUGCUGAAGGGGGCUUGAUGAGGAUAUCAGAGAUCAACGGCUACGAUCUGGAGUUUUUUUUUAAUGUAUUUUAUGUACUAGUUUAUUUUAUAUUUCUGUUUUUCUCAUUUUACCCUUAGGGGUGGUCAUGUGGUAGCCCGAAGGGCAUUUUAGUCAUUACUUUUUUUCUUUUCAUGAGGCUAAUUUGUGAGCUAGUUCUUUUGUAUUUUGGAUGAUGAAUGAAUAUUAUGAAAAAUUUCUGCGUA
This is a messenger RNA of Dendrobium catenatum, 2656 nucleotides long. RefSeq names its product pentatricopeptide repeat-containing protein At2g22410, mitochondrial. The transcript has 2 exons. The record is from RefSeq and is a predicted model, not a curated record. Gene Ontology annotation, biological process: RNA modification. The coding region runs from base 86 to 1657 and encodes 523 amino acids. Gene Ontology annotation, molecular function: protein binding; RNA binding. NCBI's taxonomy places the organism in Eukaryota, Viridiplantae, Streptophyta, Magnoliopsida, Asparagales, Orchidaceae.